Adineta steineri is the source of this 243-nucleotide messenger RNA. NCBI's taxonomy places the organism in Eukaryota, Metazoa, Rotifera, Eurotatoria, Adinetida, Adinetidae. The record is from the annotation of a GenBank genome assembly.
AUGUGUAAAAUUGCAUUAGCAGCUUUACUUGUUUCUUGGAAUAUUUAUCCAUCAUUUAUAAUAUCACAUAGUGCUGCUGAUCAAGCAGCUGCUUUUGUUGCUGUUGUUAAUAGUCCUCGUUCAGUAACAAUAAGUGGUGAUGAAAAAACUAUUGAUGCAAUACAACAAAUACUUUCAAUCUCUUAUCCAAAUGUAUUUAAAGCAUGUGUUCGUAUUGAAAAUGCAUUUCAUCAUAUCAAAUGA